Molecule: messenger RNA, 2116 nt
Organism: Paramecium octaurelia
Lineage: Eukaryota; Ciliophora; Oligohymenophorea; Peniculida; Parameciidae
Source: the annotation of a GenBank genome assembly
AUUUUAUCGCAAUGAAAGGACCUGUAAUUAUUAUAAAUCUUAUUGUAGUUCCUCUGGGGAUUUGUGUAUAAGUCGUUAUUCAAUUUUAGAAGUAAGAUGGUAAUGUUUCUAUACUAGAGCCUACUUUUAAACUUUUACAAAGUCCAUUUAGUUUAAAUAAGGAUGAUUUAAUUAAAAAGGCUGUCAACAUUCCUGAUCAUAAGUUUGACUUCCAACCCUUUAUCUAACCGGAUGCCACGUUCCUUGUGAAUCAAUAAAAUAUUUAAAACUUGCGUCUCUUGCAAAAGGAAUUUGCUUCUGAUCCUCAAAAUCCUGAGAAGGCAUUCAAGUAUGUUCGAUAAUUGAAUCGCAUGUAAUUAUAUGAUGAAGCACUUCGUAUAUUCAAAUAAACAGGUAGGAUAAAAAUUUUAAUGAGUAGAUGACUUUCGUGAAAAUGCUAGUCCAAAAUAACAUCAAUAAUUAUAAGAAUAAUAUGGGAUUGCAGUAACAAAUUUGAAAUCCAAUCAAUAUGGGGACAAGCGUAGAUCACUAAUACUUCCAGGGAUGAUCUAAUUAUUGAUAACUGCAGCCAUUCUUUAUUAGAUGAUGUAUUUCUUCUAACCAGGUCAAUCUAAGUCAAAAAAUGAGAAAAACUAGAAAGACGUUCCUGAACAAGGAGGUGGUAGAAUUGAUCGCUUUUAUAACAUCCUACGCAACAAUCAAGCAGUUUAAGAAGAAAGAAAUAUUCCUACGCGAUUUAAUGAUGUUUUGGGAAUAGAUGAAUUUAAAGAAGAAUUAGAAGAAAUAGUAGAAUUCUUGAAGCAUCCUAAAAAGUAUACUGAUUCAGGUGCAAAAUUGCCAAAAGGAAUUUUACUUGUUGGCCCUCCAGGAACAGGUAAAACCCUUUUGGCAAGAGCUUUGGCAGGAGAAGCAGGAUGUGCAUUCUUUUAUAAAUCUGGAUCAGAAUUUGAUGAAAUGUUUGUUGGAGUUGGAGCUUCACGUGUUAGGGAAAUUUUUAAGGCUGCAAGACAAAAGGCCCCUUCUAUUAUUUUCAUAGAUGAAAUCGAUAGUAUUGGAGGCAGAAGAAGGGCAUAGGAUCCAGGCUAUUCCAGAGACACCAUCAACCAAAUAUUGACAGAAAUGGAUGGAUUUAAAUAGAGUGAAAGUGUGAUCGUAAUUGGAGCCACCAAUUUUGAAUAGGUAUGAUGAUUAUACUACUAUCAUUAUAGGUUCUUGAUCCAGCUCUCAAAAGACCAGGAAGAUUUGAUAAAAUGAUUCAUGUGCCAUUGCCAGAUGUGAAAGGUAGGGAAUAGAUAUUUUCCUAUUACUUGUAAAAGAUCAAAUACGAUGUUCAAAAAGUAUUGCCAUCCAACUUGGCAAGACAGACCAGUGGAUUCAGUGGAGCUGAUAUUUAAAAUAUGGUCAAUGUUGCAAUUUUAAAUGCCAUUAAAUAUGAUAGAUAAACUGCAACAACUGAGGACUUUGAGUUUGCAAUAGAUAGAAUUGCUAUGGGAGUAGGUAGGAAGAAUAUGCAUGUUAGUGAUAAGGAGAAGUUGAUGACUGCUUAUCAUGAAGGUGGACAUGCUUUAACCAGUUUAUUGACUGAAGGAGCCAUGCCUCUUCAUAAAGUUACAAUUCUACCAAGAGGUGGAGCCUUGGGAUUUGUAUUUAUUAUAAUUUAUUACAUUUAGACAGCUAUGCUCCCAGAGAAGGAUCAACUUAAUUACACAAGAAAGGGAAUCAUUGCAUCAAUUGAUGUGGCUAUGGGUGGUAGAGCUGCUGAAGAUCUAUUUUUGGGAAAAGAUGAUAUCACUAGUGGAUGUAGUAAUGAUUUGGCCAAAGCUACUGACCUUGCUUACAUGUUUGUUAAAUAAUUAGGAAUGGAUGACAAAAUAUCUUUGAUUUCAAUUUAAAGUGAUAGAAUUAAAACUAGUGAUCAGUUUGAUUACAUGGUUGACAUGGAAGUUAAGAAAAUAUUGGAAGUAUCAUAAAUUUAACAAUUACAUAGGAAUCAUAUAAUAGAGUCAAAAAUUUGUUAAAAGUGAAUGAAUCAAAAUUGAAGGACUUGGCUACAGAAUUAGUAAAGAGAGAAACACUUUCAGCAGAAGAGAUCAAAAAGUUAUUAUAAAUUAGUUGA